Molecule: messenger RNA, 1494 nt
Organism: Seriola dumerili (greater amberjack)
Lineage: Eukaryota; Metazoa; Chordata; Actinopteri; Carangiformes; Carangidae
Product: 5-hydroxytryptamine receptor 4-like
Exons: 6
Coding region: 54-1370 (438 amino acids)
Biological process (GO): regulation of appetite; adenylate cyclase-activating adrenergic receptor signaling pathway; chemical synaptic transmission
Cellular component (GO): plasma membrane
Molecular function (GO): G protein-coupled serotonin receptor activity
Source: RefSeq, a predicted model, not a curated record
AGCAUGGGGUGAUGAGGACUCUCCUCUUCUGAUCUCAAUGCAGAUGACCAGUGAUGGCCACAGCAUCACCUCAACAUUUGUUGGAUGACACAAUAAACACAGGACAACCCCAACAACAGGAACAACAGCAGCAAGAAGAAUUCCUGAGCUCACUGGAGACGAUUGCUCUCACCAUCUUCCUCUCCAUCAUUAUUAUCAUGACGGUGUUUGGCAAUCUGCUGGUAAUGGUGGCCCUCUGCAAGGACAGACAUCUACGGAAGAAGAAGACCAACUACUUCAUUGUGUCGCUGGCGUUUGCUGACUUGCUGGUUGCGCUGGUUGUGAUGCCCUUUGCUGCGAUUGAGUUGACAACCGGCCAGUGGGGGUACGGAGAGAUCUUCUGCCUCGUCCGAACGUCUCUGGACGUCCUGUUAACGACAGCAUCCAUCCUGCACCUCUGCUGCAUUGCACUGGACAGGUAUUACGCUAUCUGCUGCCAGCCUCUGGUCUACAGAAACAAGAUGACCCCGGUGAGAGUGGCAGUGAUGCUGAGUGGCUGCUGGCUCAUCCCCACAUUCAUCUCCUUCUUACCCAUUAUGCAAAGCUGGAACGCCAUCGGCAUCGAGGACAUUAUUGAGGAGAGGCGAGCUUUGACAGGAGGCUCCAACGACACAAGCUGCGUGUUUCUGGUCAACCAGCCUUACGCCCUGAUCUGUUCUGCAGUGGCUUUUUACGUCCCAUUGGCCCUCAUGGUCCUGGCCUACCAGCGUAUCUAUGUCACUGCCAUGACCCACGUGCGGCAGAUUGAGACGCUGCAGCGUGCUGGCUCUGCUCCCGUUACUGGGACGGCUCCUGUCAUCACUGUGAGGUCCUCCACUUCCUCAGAUCCUUCGGAGCACUACCAUCUUAGGACAACAAUGGGUUCCUCCUCUUCAGAGCAGGCUCCUAUAGCGAACAGCCGCAUGCGUGUUGAGACUAAGGCGGCAAAGACACUGGCGGUUAUAAUGGGUUGUUUCUGCCUGUGCUGGGCGCCGUUCUUCAUCACCAAUGUGGUGGACCCAUUCAUUCAUUACUCAGUGCCCUGGCAGCUGUGGACAGCCUGGCUGUGGCUUGGGUACAUUAACUCAGGGUUGAACCCCUUCCUGUAUGCCUUUCUGAACCGGGCAUUUCGGAGGGCGUUUCUGGUGAUCCUCUGCUGUGAUGAUGAGCGAUACGCACGGCAGGGGAGCUGCUCCUAUAGACAAACCCAUAGAGCGUGUUCUGCUGCGUCAGUCAACGGGACGUCUAUGGCACUGAGAUUGUCCUUCCUGCCAAACCGGAGCUACAGCGACAACGGGCGGACGAUACUGGCCAACGAGCAGGAGUCCCAGGACUCUCUUGGAACGCUAUGAGGAGGACAUUACAUUGACAGAGCUGUAAUAUUAAGCAUGAGGACCUUUGAGUUCUAAGCCUCUGUGAUCUCAACAGUCUGCUGUGAUCCAACCUGACUGGUCCGUUUAUGAGGAUGUUGUCUUA